Messenger RNA from Salmo salar (Atlantic salmon), 153 nucleotides. NCBI's taxonomy places the organism in Eukaryota, Metazoa, Chordata, Actinopteri, Salmoniformes, Salmonidae. The record is from RefSeq and is a predicted model, not a curated record.
UCAUCCUCCCCCAGUCCUCCCUCCGCCACUUCACCCUCCCCCAGUCCUCCCUCCGCCACUUCACCCUCCUCCAUCCUCCCUCCGCCACUUCACCCUCCCCCACCCUCCACCACUUCACCCUCCUCCACUCCUCCCUCCACCACUUCACCCUCC